Fusarium redolens is the source of this 2045-nucleotide messenger RNA. Its product is annotated as GLE1-like protein-domain-containing protein. The record is from RefSeq and is a predicted model, not a curated record. Gene Ontology annotation, biological process: regulation of translational initiation; poly(A)+ mRNA export from nucleus; regulation of translational termination. Gene Ontology annotation, molecular function: inositol hexakisphosphate binding; translation initiation factor binding; phospholipid binding. NCBI's taxonomy places the organism in Eukaryota, Fungi, Ascomycota, Sordariomycetes, Hypocreales, Nectriaceae. The transcript is spliced from 2 exons. Gene Ontology annotation, cellular component: nuclear pore; cytoplasm; nuclear pore cytoplasmic filaments. The coding region runs from base 249 to 1856 and encodes 535 amino acids.
AAUGGAUCGACAUCCAGCCUCUUCUAAAGGGCUACCUUAACACGAUUUAUCAACCGCUGUUAUAAACCUUACGCGACUUCGGCAGUUGACAUUUUCUUCACCCCCUCCUUUUUUUUCUGCAGAAAUCAAAGAUACAUUUGUUUUCUUCGUGCCACCGAAAGCCAAAAUACGUUGCUCUGUGAAUUCGAAAUCUUUCUCCGUCCCAGAUGCGAUCCCAAUAACGGACCCGGGAGCUGUUCGUAUACGACAUGACAUUCUCGUCGCCCGUGAGGCGCAAUCAGUUGCUUUCCAGCCCGGAUCGCAACAUAGCAGCAACAUUUCUUCUCGACUCGCGAAACAAUGAACUAAACCAUCGAGAUGCUCUGGCUGCAGCACAACUAGAGCAUGAUCGCGUACGCCAAGCAGCUAUACGAGUCUAUGAGCUCCAUGAGUUACAGGAAGAGCACAAGCGCAUCAUUGCUGAGGAGCGCAGAGAGGAGGAGAGGCUCAAAGCGGAAGCUGCUGUAGUUGCGGAGGAGAAAAGGCUACGGGAACUCAAGGCGAAGACGGUCCCUCAUUUACCCCCAGAGCCCGCACCGCAACCACCUCCCCCAGCCAAACAGGAACCUACGAAGACGAAUGGAAUAACUCAAAUCAAAGAUGCGACACCCGCCAUAGAUGCAAAGAAACCCGUUGCCUCUCCUACGACAGGCCCGGCACCAGCUUCCGGUACGACAGCAAGUCUUACUGAAACUAAACCGAGCAACCCAUUCGGUACCGCACAGCCUGCUUCACAAAGCCAAUUACAAAAACCCAACGGGGCUACAACACAAUCUGCAGCUCCAGCUGCUACGACCAUUCCUCAGCCUGCAGCCAAGUCUGCAGCGCCCGCUGUACAGCCUGUGCAGUCUAAACCUGCACCUAGCAUCGACCGCUAUUCCCAGAUCCACCAGGAGCUCAAGAAACUACGAAAAGAGUUGCAAGCUCAAUCCAAGGUCCCCGGGUCGCCUCUUAAGGGCAGGCUGGGUGCUGCUCGACGAGAAAUUCGAGUUGCUAUUGGCCAAUUGACGGGUGGAAAGGGUGCAAAUGCCCAACCUAUCAACAAAAUUACGGCAGCACUGAAAGAGGCUUUGGAAGGCCGGAUACCAAGUCCUCCGAUCGAUGUCAGUCUCUUUGUGGUUGACAAAAGAGAGCCCGUAGAAGGCUCUCUAAACAACGAGGCUACUCUGCCCUCACUCUUCAUAUAUCUCAUAAACAUCUGCGCCAAGGGUAUUGUCAGCCAGUUCAUUAACGAGGGUGGCGCAAAUCCCAAGGCUGCAGACCCUGUUGGUGUAUUUGCAGCUCAUAUCUUCUCCACCAAGGAAUUCCAAUGGCGAGGUCAAUCUCUAGUCGAUAUUCUCAUGGCCAAAUAUCGAAUAGUGUGUCCUGUGCUAUUUGGCCACAGAGGCAGUGACAAAACUGAACGUGGCCGUAUGGCAAUCGGCUGGAAGAAGGACGGGCCAUCAUGGAUUACCGAACAAAGCCAUAACGAUAGGAUGACUGGCUUGGGCGCCGGUUUUGCUUCUCUGUCUUUGAGAGACUUCGGCAAAUCUUCCAAAAAGAAUCCCUACCCACCCACAAAUUACUGGAGGGCGCUCGCCUACAUUGUCAACUCACCGCCUAACGAGACGUCAAACACUCAAUAUGUGGUGCUGCGAUCCAUGAUUCAGGGGCAUGAGCAGCGCUUCCUCAAUUUCUACGGCAAUGCAGCUUUGGCAGCACUACGACUUGCUCUCAUCGAGUUUCCCAAGAAGGCCCCGCAAAAUGCUACUGCUGCUGGCUCCUUGGCCGCUCUGGCAGAUGUGCUUAAGACCGAAUCUGGGUUGAUAUUGACUUAGAGGCGAAGGACGCCCCGUUGUACGAUCAACCGAAUACCAACUCAAAUAAACUCUCGGCCGGGAUGUUAGGGGCGUUUACGAAAUGGAAAACCGCUCUGUUGAAAGAUGAUCCAUUCCGGGCAUCGUUCUUGGCGGCGUGUUAUGUGUUUGAUAAACUUGUUAAAUUAUAAGCUGCCGUUGGGGUACAAA